UUAUACCCAGGUUUCCGUGCGCGCUUGUUUCGUCUUCGUUCGCCGCCAUCAUUACAAAGUCGAAAGAGGUUGGUUUUACAGAUUUUUGCGUGGUAGUGUCAUUAUUCGAAAGCUAGCACAAAUGAAGAUGGUUGAUAAAAUAGAAAUGAGUCUUGAUGACAUUAUCAAGCAAAAUAAAGGGACUAGACCGCGUGGUGGCGGUGGCAGACGUGGAAGAGGUGCCGGUAAUUCACCUCGUAGAGGAGCACGCAGAACUCAAAGAGUUGGUGGUGGCGUCAUGCGAGGACGCAGUCGUGGUGGAAUUACCAGAAAUUCUCUUCCGUAUACGAGGGGUGAUGUAAACAGUGCAUGGAAACACGACAUGUUUGAUGGGGUAAAAAAGGUUGGCCGAAGUGCAAUAGGUAGUGCAGGGACAACCAAGCUCCUCGUAUCGAAUCUUGACUUUGGUGUAUCAGAUUCGGAUAUUCAGGAAUUAUUUAGUGAAUUUGGUCCCUUAAAAUCAGCAGCAGUACAUUACGACAGGUCAGGUCGAUCUUUAGGCUCUGCGGAUGUUAUAUUUGAAAGAAGAGCAGACGCUAUUAAAGCAAUGAAACAAUAUAAUGGAGUACCAUUAGAUGGUCGUGAAAUGAACAUACAAGUUGCUACCUCUGAAAUACCAGUCACAUCAAUCCGUGGAGGCCCCAGACUUAGCGGCAGUAGUUUUACACAGAGACCUCAGUCCCGGUUUAGGGGUAAUCGUGGAACAGGAUCCAUCAGAGGUCGAGGGACUGGACGACGCGGUGGCAGAGGGGGCAGUCGACAAGCGAUGAAAACUCCUACCGCUGAAGAAUUAGACGCCGAGUUGGAGGCUUAUGUGAAAGAAGUAAAGUAACAACGUCACAAACCUUUAUACUUCUAAGAUUUUGUUCUGAUUUGACUUAACACAAUACAAUGUGUUUCCCUAAUUUUCAUGAGAAUAUAUAAAAAUAAGUAUAAUUGUAUCAUUAGCAAGAUGUUAUAAGAAAUUUCUUUUAAAUCAAUCUUUUUUUAUUUCUGACGGUUUCUUUGGAAAUUGGCAUGUAAAUUUUACAAACACUUAAAAAGAUAAUUUGUAGGAGUUCAUAAAUUUUUUUAUGAUACCGUAACAUAAAGAAAAUAAAAAGUUAUGAUGUAAAGACUGUAUGGAUUUGUAUGUACUAUCGUGCGAGUGUGAUUAUCAGAUGAAAAAUACAGUAACAUUCAACUUUAA
Megachile rotundata (alfalfa leafcutting bee) is the source of this 1228-nucleotide messenger RNA. It is a transcript of the gene Ref1, whose product is annotated as RNA and export factor binding protein 1. The record is from RefSeq and is a predicted model, not a curated record. Lineage: Eukaryota; Metazoa; Arthropoda; Insecta; Hymenoptera; Megachilidae. Gene Ontology annotation, molecular function: mRNA binding. Gene Ontology annotation, biological process: mRNA export from nucleus. Gene Ontology annotation, cellular component: nucleus.